UCUGGACUGUAGAGGCGGCAGCGAGCUAGAGCCCGCGUCUCAGCUCCCGGCCGCAGAGAAGCUGGGCGAACCCGAGCGCAGGAGGACACCUGGCCCAGGCACGGCGGGCAGCUCUGCGCGCGGCUGAUGCUAUGAGGACAGAUUCAUCAGAAAUGACUGAUGUGGAAGCUGUGGUCAACAAUUUUGCAUCUUCAGCAAGGACAGGCCGCCGGAAUGCUAUCGCAGACAUCCAGGGUCCCACUGAGUCAGGUGGAACUUCAGAGCUGCCCCUCAAACUGCAGGCCCUCUCCGUCAAAGAAGAUGUAAAAAAGAAAGACGAAGAAACAACACAAAACCAAUUGGAAAAGCCCCUAAAUGAAGGAAAAUGAAGGCUUAUAACCUAUCAAAAGUGCUGAAUUUCUGCAAGUUGAAAGACUUUAGUGGUUCUGCUUUCCUGAGAUGUUUGAUCUGGUUGUAACUAUGGUAACAUUGCAGCCCUAAGCAACGUGUGUGUAUUAGAUAAUUUUGUUGUGAUGCUAAUCACUUGGAUCACAACCAUGAUGUCCCAUGUAGGUUAUUAAAAGGCAGCUUACCUUCAAAUUGUACCCAAGGAAAAGGUUAAAAAUGUAUGGUCACUUAAAUACUUAUCAUUGUCUAUAAACUCAACAAAAUCUACUGUUCUCUUUUGGAUUUAUUUAGCCAGAUGUGUUCUUAAUUCUGUUUUUUAUGAUAGUGGAUAAAACAUUUCUCAGUAACUAUAAACCAAACAUCAUUAACUUAAAACUUUGUGAAAUUUGUAGGAAAUUAUUCUUUUUGUGUGUGUUUUGUUUUAUUUUAUGGUAAAAAAGAAUAAUAGGUCAAAACCACAAGGAUAGAAUGUUUGCUUUUAACCAUUUUUUUGGUCCCAAACCCUAAAAUGAUUUGGGGAAAAAAUUGUAAAAGCUUGACAAGCUAAACCUCUCUAGGAUGUUUUUGUCUGGUAUACAUUGUUUCUAGUCUGUACAUACUGUGAUUUUUCAUGUGGACUCUUAAAAUGCAAAAUUGUGACAAAUAGUUUAUAUGUAACAUGCCUAGUAAAUGAAUUUCACUAUCUUCCUUAACUUUGGUGUGUGUAUGUGUAUGUUUUUCUUUAAUGUGAAUUAUGUAAAACACCUUAUUAGUUGCUUUACACUGUCUAUUCUUAUUCUUAAGGCUUUGUGUAUAUAUGACUUGUUUUUAAAAUAAUUUUCUCAGGAAUGCAGACCUUAAUUUUUAUAUCUUUUCCUAAAGUAGGUAACAUAAGAGUAGGCACUACAAUAUUUGGUGACUGAUAUAGGUAGAAAUAACAAAAUACUUGCUUUUAAUAUAUAUUUAAGUACAUAUUUUAAAAUAAACAAGCCCAAAACCAAAGCCUUAGC
Messenger RNA from Pteronotus mesoamericanus, 1376 nucleotides. It is a transcript of the gene PKIB, whose product is annotated as cAMP-dependent protein kinase inhibitor beta. Gene Ontology annotation, biological process: negative regulation of cAMP-dependent protein kinase activity. Gene Ontology annotation, molecular function: cAMP-dependent protein kinase inhibitor activity. The coding region runs from base 132 to 368 and encodes 78 amino acids. Gene Ontology annotation, cellular component: cytoplasm; nucleus. The record is from RefSeq and is a predicted model, not a curated record. Lineage: Eukaryota; Metazoa; Chordata; Mammalia; Chiroptera; Mormoopidae. The transcript is spliced from 3 exons.